AUUAGCAGAUAACAAAGGCUGGAAAGCUGCCUUACAAAUAGUUGGAAACGGUGACAAAAUGAUGGAAAAGUAUAAGGAUCGGAUUCCAGUCUUUAAUAAACCCUGGUUAGAAUCUCCUUUUAGUCGGUGGAAAUAUGGUAGUAAAUCUAGUCAGAAGGUGACACUUACAGAAGGAGUAAGAGGAAGGAAAGAAAGGUCAAUUCCUUUCGUAGUAGGGGAGAAUAUGGUUGGGCAGGACGCCAAGGAUCGAUUACAUGUUUCAACUGUAGAGGAAUCGGUCAUAUUGCCUCAAACUGUCCCUCCACAAGUUCAAAGGCCUUUGGUAAACCUAAAAAUGAUGAUUGACUACGCUCAGGCCCCUUCGAAAGAACAAGUAAAAAGUAUGGAAUCAGUAGAUACGUUAGUUCAGGCAUCAGGGGAUUUCAGGUGUAGUGGAACCAUGGAAGAAUCUAAGUUGGCAGUUCCUAGCAGUAAGAGUAGGCUAGUUAGUAUGUUACUUGCUAGAGCUCAGAUCCUGCGUAAAAAUUCUGUAUCUCAGAACUGGAAUCAGCAUUUAGACAGAGCUUGGUGUUUAUAUGAUAAUUACUGUAAAGUUAUGGGUUUAAAAGCACUACCAUCUAAAGUAGAUACACUUGUAUCCUUCAUUGUCUGGCUUGAUCUUACGCAUGCCUUUUCAAAUUGUACAGAUGUUCUGGCUGCGGUUUCAAGAGAACAUCUAGAAGCACA
This is a messenger RNA of Cetraspora pellucida, 726 nucleotides long. NCBI's taxonomy places the organism in Eukaryota, Fungi, Glomeromycota, Glomeromycetes, Diversisporales, Gigasporaceae. The record is from the annotation of a GenBank genome assembly.